UAGCAGCUGAGCAUACUGGCCGGAGUUCAGUUGAGAGCAUUUGAGAGGUCUGCUUCGAGAUUGUAGGAUAUGAGGGGAAGACCCAAGAGCAAGAAGCAUGGGAGCGGCGCAGCAGCGCUGUGGCUCCUGCUGCCUCUUCUCGUUAUGAUUGUGCUCAAGACCAAUCUCCUUCCGCAGGUUGCCCGCUAUUCCAUUGUCGGCUCACCACCUUCUGCUGCAUCAGGAGACAAGAUGGCUGGCGACGUCGAUGCAACGAAAGGUUACAACCAACAAAACCAAAUCGAUACAACGAGCAGGGAAGAGGACAGUUCUGUGAGAAAUUCAGAUGUGGCAGCACCACUAGGUAGCAAGUUAAGCUGCAACUUCAGCGAUCAUCAAUCCAACACCUGCACCAUGGAAGGCGACCUGCGCAUCCAUGGCAAAUCCGCCACCGUCUACGUCGCCUCGGCGUCCACCUACCGGCCGGAGAACUCGACGAUCAAGCUCCGCCCGUACGCACGAAAGUGGGAGGAUCAGGUCAUGCUCCUGGUUCGGGAGGUCACCGUGCGAUCCAGCCCGCCAGCAGGAGGUGCCGACGACGACGCCGUCACCCCACCGGAGUGCUCGAUUCGGCACGAUGUGCCAGCCGUGGUUUUCUCUACAGGCGGCUACAACCGGAACUUCUUCCACGUCAUGACCGACGUGAUCAUCCCACUCUACCUCACGGCCCGUGAGUACGAUGGCCGCGUGCAGCUGCUCGCCACCGACUACGAACCCAAGUGGAUUGCCAAGUACAAGUCCAUCCUCGCCGCGCUAUCCGCCUACCCUGUCAUAGACAUGGACUCCGACGAUGACGGCGUGCGCUGCUUCCCGUCGGCUCGUGUCGGGCUGGAGAGUCACAAGGAGUUCGGCAUCGUCCCGGGUCUCUCCCGCAACGGCUACACUAUGACGAGCUUCCGGGAAUUCAUCCGCUCCGCCUACUCGUUGCAGCGGCCACGGGCGGCGCCGGCGAGCAGGAGCUCCGGCGGACGGAAGCCCCGGCUCGUCCUGAUCCUGCGUCGCAACUCGAGGCAACUGAAGAACGAAGCCGACGCCAUCGCCGCCGCGACCGAGGUGGGCUUCGAUGUGGUUCCUGCGGGGCCGGAUGACGUCAGUGACCUGGAACGGUUCUCGGCGGCGGUGAACUCCUGCGACGUGCUCAUGGGCGUGCACGGUGCCGGGCUGGCCAACAUGCUGUUCCUGCCUGACAACGCCACGGUGGUGCAGAUCAUCCCGUGGGGCGAGCUCAAGUGGCCGUGCCGGCACUCGUUCGGCGAGCCGGUGGCACCCAUGGGCCUCCGGUACCUCGAGUACGAGGCCACGGCGGACGAGACCACUCUGAACGAGACCUACCCCAGGGACCACGCAGUGUUUACGGACCCCAUCUCCGUACACCGCCAGGGGUUUGACAAGGUGUGGAACAUCUUCAUUAACGGGCAGCACGUCAUCGUAGAUAUCAAACGGUUCAGAGGGUUCGUGGAGCAGCUGUACAAAGCCACCACGACGGAGUAGAGUAGGCAUCAGGUGGCGGCAGAUGUGGGAUGGAUCAAUGCAAUGUGUAAUUCUGCUCUUAUCUUCGCUGUUUAUUUUUCAGCUCAUACUCAAGGUUAACUAGUGCUUAUUCGAGGAAAGAAUAAGUUGAAUAGUUGUUGAAGUGUUGAGAGCCGUGGUACGGGAAGGGAAGGGAAGAAACAAAUACGUGAUAACGUGAAUUCAGACUUAUCAUGCGAAUCGGCUAUUCAGCUAUGCU
This is a messenger RNA of Panicum hallii, 1768 nucleotides long. RefSeq names its product protein O-linked-mannose beta-1,4-N-acetylglucosaminyltransferase 2-like. NCBI's taxonomy places the organism in Eukaryota, Viridiplantae, Streptophyta, Magnoliopsida, Poales, Poaceae. Gene Ontology annotation, molecular function: glycosyltransferase activity. The record is from RefSeq and is a predicted model, not a curated record. Bases 70 to 1530 code for a protein of 486 amino acids. The transcript is spliced from 4 exons.